AGGCGGCGAGAGUGUGCACGCGCAGAGGAGACGUCGUUUUUUAGUGACAAAUCUCAACCAACUAAAACAAAUCUGUUAACGCAGAUAUUUUCGUCGAGAGUUGAUUUUAAAUGAUUGACGACAAGAUUGGCUUGGGUUUCGUCCACAACUAAUAGCGAACCACCACUAAUUAUACAGGUGUGCGUUAUAGCACCUCAGCAUGGCUGUGGUCAUCCGUUUGCAGGGCCUCCCCAUUGUGGCUGGCACCAUGGACAUUCGCCAUUUCUUCUCCGGUCUGACAAUCCCGGAUGGUGGCGUGCAUAUUGUAGGGGGUGACCAUGGUGAAGCUUUUAUCGUGUUCGCAACAGAUGAAGAUGCAAGGCUUGGAAUGAUGCGCACAGGGGGAACAAUCAAAGGUUCCAAAGUGUCACUGUUACUUAGCAGCAAAACUGAGAUGCAAAACAUGAUUGAGUUGAGCCGCAGGCGUUUUGAAACUGGUAAUGCAGAUGGGGCUUCAGGAAAUAGUAACAGGUCAGGACCUCCCAAUGUUACUGGAGGAACUGAAAGGGGUAGCCUGCCAACCACUGCACAAGGUUUUAGUAAUACCACUUCAACUACAGCAACCACAGCUGUCUCUGUUAAUGAACCUGUAAGCAACAAAAGUGCUCCAACCUUUGCCUCUACAACCAUAGGCAACAUGCCUCCAAACUUUAAUAAUUUCAGCAGCCCAAAUCUUAGCAUGGGGUCCACCAUGACUACCGCCAUGUCCUCCUUAAGUACUGUACCUCCUCCAAUACCCCCCUUGCCUACGAUGCCAACCUUACCACCUAUGCCGCCCAUGCCAGUACCACCACCAGUGUCCACGUUACCCCCAGUACCAGCUGUAAACCCUUUAACCUCAGUGCCACCUGUCCCUCCCAUGGCUCACAUGCCACACCUAUCUGCACUCCCUCCUUUUAAUCCUGGUGUUCCCCCACCAGUUGGACCCGUGGCUGGUGGUCUUGCUGCCUCAGGACCACCUUUGUCUCUUGGAAACCCAAAUCCAAUGUUUCUUAACCCCCUAAACCCUCUAAAUCCACUCAAUCUCCAGGCUCAUUUGAAAUCAGCACUGAUGAACCCUGAUGAGUUGUACAUACAGGUUCAAGGCCUUCCUUACAAUACAUCUGAAAUUGAAAUUGGAGAAUUUUUCCAUGGAUUGGGGGUUGACUCUAUUCGGAUACUCAGAGAUGGUCUUGGCAGGAGCAGUGGCAGGGCCUUGGUUAAAUUUUUUACACCCCAAGAUUCCUUUGAAGCUCUUAAACGAAACACUGGUAUGAUAGGCCAAAGGUAUAUAGAAAUAUCUCCUUCUUCAGAAAGGCAAUGGAGAGAUACCCAGGGAUCAUGUGCAGAGCAGCUUAAAGUAGGUAGUGACUCGGAACAGAGUCGGCAUCAUCGUGGAAGCGCUACCUCUGCUUCCCCUUCUGGUCGAGAGCGUGCUAGGUCUCGGUCACCUCAUAAACAAGAGUACUGUGUGUAUUUAAAGGGGCUCCCGUAUGAAGCAGAAAAUAAACAGAUAUUUGAAUUUUUCAAAAACCUGGACAUUGUUGAAGACAGCAUUUACAUUGCAUAUGGACCCAAUGGCAGGGCAACAGGAGAGGGUUUUGUUGAGUUUAGAAAUGAAAUGGACUACAAAGUUGCUCUGGGAUGCCACAUGCAGUACAUGGGAAGUAGAUUUAUACAAGUGCACCCUAUUACAAAGAAAAAUAUGUUUGAAAAGAUUGAUGCAAUUCGCAAAAGAAUGCAGGGCUCCCAGGGGGAUCAUAAAGGUAGCUUAUCAGAGGGGGGAAAGGGUGCUCGAAUUUGUGCUCAUAUAACAAAUAUCCCCUAUAAUGUGUCCAAGAAAGAUGUACGCCUGUUUUUGGAUGGAAUUCAAUUGUUUGAAGACAGCCUCAAAGUACUAGUUGAUGGCAACGGAAAUGGCCUUGGCCAAGCUGUGGUGCAGUUUAAAUCUGAGGAGGAUGCCCAUAAAGCUGAACGAUUACAUAGGCAAAAGUUAAAUGGCAGGGAUGCGUUUGUCCACUUGGUUACAUAUGAGCAGAUGAAGGAGGUUGAGAGAAACCCUCCCCCACAGUCAAAGCGGGGACAAAAGGCUCAAAACAAUUCCCUUGCCCAUGCACAUGCCCAGGCCCAGGCCCAAGCUCAAGCUCAGGCCCAAGUGCAAGCCCAAAUCCAAGCUCAAGCACAACAUGCUUUCCCUGGAAUGACCGGGGAGGAGUUCAAUUUUCUCAGAAGUGCUGUGGGGAACCUUGGUAAUGGCCCUCCAUUUGUCAACCCAUUUGCUGCCCCAGGUAAUGGCUUAGCAGGCCCACCACCUCUGCCUCCAUUAGGUACAGCUUUGGGUGAUGUUUCACUUCCUGUUCCUCCUCCUAUUGUUGGGGGGCAUUUACCUGGGCCUGUCCUGGAGCCCCCUGGUUUCCGCCCUGGUGGCAGCAGUGCACCUCCUGGUUUUGUUGGAGCCCCAGAGAGCUUAAGGAGCAUGCCGUCAUUUGAUAAUGGAUCUUCAAGGAAAAGUGCAGGUCAAAACCGUGGUGGAAACCAAAGUCGUUCAGCAGGUUCUCAACCUGCCUUUGGUCCAUCCUCUGAAAAUCCAAGGGCAUCAACCACUGGUGGUGCAGGCAACCCACGGCCAACCAUUGUCAAGAUUCAAAAUAUGCCUUUUACUGUCACGGUUGAUGAAAUAUUAGAUUUCUUUUAUGGUUAUAAGGUGUUGCCUGGCUCUGUGUGUCUGCAAUUUAGUGAGAAGGGACUGCCUACAGGGGAGGCAAUGGUUGCAUUUGAUUCUCAUGAUGAAGCAAUGUCUGCUGUUAUGGACCUGAAUGAUAGGCCUAUUGGUGCAAGAAAAGUAAAAAUCACUAUGGGAUGAAGGUAAUCAUGACAAAAUAAAUGGACAUGCACUGAGCUUUUUAUAUUCACAGAGCUUAGAGUGGCAUAACAAUUUUUUUUCUCUUAUCAGAUGAUAUGCUAAAUUAACCAGUAAAGUAGAUCCAAGAGAAAAACAUAUGUUGACCCUUUUAAAGUGUGAUUGUGAAAGCGAACUGUUUAAGGGUUAUUGUUUCUUUGUCUAAAGUGCUUGAGAGUGGCGUCCAAUCGUGUGAGAGCUGAGGUUUUGUAGAAUUCAUAAAGAAGUGUAAGAACACUUAAUUGCUGCAUUUUGCAAGUGUAGGCUGUUGGCUGUGCUGCAGUGUCUUUAUUGGCUUCUCUUUCUCUAAUUCCCUGUGUUCAUAUUCUUUACCCAAAUGUAGUUUUUGACCAUUUGCACUACUACAUGUGCCGUAUGUUUUGUGGUUUAUGGUUUCUCAGAUGGGGUGUACACCUAAUGCUGCCAUGCUCGGUGUAUGUGCUCUUAAAUACAACUCUUAGGCUUCUGUUUAGUUCUAUUUUCAUAAUAGACAGUAAAUGCACGAAAAGUGUUUUCAGUUGAUGUUCCACUUUGAGUGCAAGGUCUUUAGGAUGAAUUUUACCUGUGAGAAACACAAGAUGAUGAAUGCGAUGACUUUAUUCACUAUAAUUGGAUAUGCAGCAUUGUUUAAUAAAUGCGGCAAUGUAAUGUUUUGUAAAUGAAAGCUUUACAUUCUUCCUUUUAACUGCUCUCCACCAUGUGUGUGUAUUUGCCCCUCUUUUUUGCUGUGAUAUAUGGUAGCGGUGUUUUUUUUUUUUGUUUGUUUGUUUUUUUUUUGUUUUGUUUUUGUUUGUUUGUUUUUUAAGAUGUCAGCUUUACAGUUAUUUUGGUGUUAAAGUUUAUUUGCUGUUGUACAUAUUUUUUCCAGCACAAGUAUUUUGUCAAUAAAAUGACAUUCCUGAAUUUUUGAAUUUGCAAGGUAUUGUAUUUUUUCUCCUGUCCCCCUUUCCCUGUUCCACUCUACAAAUAAUCAAUAAAGAUUGUUUUUCCUCUGCUGA
Molecule: messenger RNA, 3915 nt
Organism: Pangasianodon hypophthalmus (striped catfish)
Lineage: Eukaryota; Metazoa; Chordata; Actinopteri; Siluriformes; Pangasiidae
Gene: rbm12
Product: RNA binding motif protein 12
Exons: 3
Coding region: 200-2881 (893 amino acids)
Biological process (GO): regulation of RNA splicing
Cellular component (GO): ribonucleoprotein complex; nucleoplasm
Molecular function (GO): RNA binding
Source: RefSeq, a predicted model, not a curated record